This is a messenger RNA of Manis pentadactyla (Chinese pangolin), 3653 nucleotides long. RefSeq names its product zinc finger protein 428 (gene ZNF428). NCBI's taxonomy places the organism in Eukaryota, Metazoa, Chordata, Mammalia, Pholidota, Manidae. The record is from RefSeq and is a predicted model, not a curated record. The transcript is spliced from 4 exons. Bases 457 to 1035 code for a protein of 192 amino acids.
CGCAUCCCAUUUCUUCUAAGGCGUCUUCCAGCUCGCUCACGCAGGCGCGAGCCCUGCAGUUCCUUGUUUCUUUGGGGUGCGGACUGUACCAAGUAAACCCGGAGAGCGAGGGGCACAGUCCGGAACCCCUUGCGCUGGCCUCGUCGACGGCCCGACCCGGAUAGCCCCUCUUCCCAGUGGGCAACAGGAACGGUCCAUCUCGGCGCGCAAGCGUCCUAGGAUCUUCACGCCCCUUGCGCUCCCUCCUACCCCGCUUGCAGCGCAGGCGCAGAGCUCGGGCGUGCUGCUGCCGCCGCCGCCGAGCAGGAGCGGGCGGUCGUCAGCGCCGCAUUCCUCUCUACCUGCUGACAUCUACAUUAGAGAACUUGGGACUGAGGUGUGGUUGUGGAGAGCUGGCCAGGGAGGGACGCUGCCCAGCUGCUGCUCUGCUCCUGUCUCCUGUCCCCUCCCCUGGCCAUGACAGAGACCCGUGAGCCAGCUGAGACUGGGGGCUAUGCCAGCUUGGAAGAAGAUGAUGAGGACCUCUCUCCAGGCCCCGAGCAUUCCUCUGACUCCGAAUACACUCUCUCAGAACCGGACUCCGAAGAGGAAGAAGAUGAGGAGGAGGAGGAGGAGGAGACCACAGAUGAUCCUGAAUAUGACCCUGGCUACAAGGUGAAGCAGCGCCUGGGGGGGGGCCGGGGGGGCCCAUCGCGCCGGGCCCCCCGUGCAGCCCAGCCCCCGGGCCCCCCAGCCCAGCCCUGCCAGCUCUGUGGCCGCUCACCCCUCGGGGAGGCCCCACCAAGCACCCCACCUUGCCGGCUCUGCGGCCCCGCUACAGCCCCCCAGGAAGCGCCCGUCCCUGAAGGCAGGGCCCUCGGGGAGGAAGAGGAGGAGCCGCCUCGGGCUGGGGAGGGCCCAGCAGCUGGGAGGGGAGGGGAGGAGGACGAGGAGGAGGAGAGCGGCACCUACCACUGUACAGAAUGCGAGGAUUCCUUCGACAACCUUGGCGAGCUGCAUGGGCACUUCAUGCUGCAUGCCCGGGGGGAGGUGUAGGCGGAGCCCGCCCCCCUGCGGAGCUUGGGAAAGGGAUGGGGUGGGAGGUGGGGGCCAGGGAAGUUGGGGCGGCUGCAGUGGUCACGGGGCAUGGGGUUCCGCCGAUCUGUGUUGUCUUAGCAGUAGAUGUGUGAAGGCCAGAAUAAAAGCUGAUUUCUGUGUGUGUCGGUCCAGCAUGUGUUUGGUGUUUGUGUGUGUGUACGUGUGUAGUGUGCUUCAGUGUGAGGCAUGUGCGUGCCUGGGCAUUCAUCUCCCCGUUCCACUGGGCUCCUCGGGGAAACCGUGGGAUUGCUGUUGCCAAGAUAAUUAAUGUUUACUAAGUGCUUAUGUUCAGGGUGCUUUACAUGUAUUAACUCUUGGACCCAUUUUGUACAGGCUCAAACACAAAAGAGUGUUGUCACCCAGUCACGUAAUUCCAGGGUGGGUGUCAGGGGUUGGCAAGCAACCCUUCACCAUUCCUCAGUCCAGGGACCCAGGCCAUCCCUUCAGCCUGUGGUUGUCCACAUGAUCAUGGCUGGGUGGCCAUGGCCUGGGUCCUGCCAGUGGAAGAGGAAAGAGAGCUAGAGAGAAUGAGUGUUCUCUUACAAGCCCUGCCCAGAAGUGGCACAGACUGCUUCCAUUUAUGUUCCUUUGCUGGGAAUUUAGUGACAUGGCCACUGCUCACUGCAAGGAGUCUGGGAAAGGUGGUCGAGCCAAGUGCCCAGAAAGCAGAAAAUGGUUUGUGGAGGACAGCUAGUGCUCUUUGCCACUUCGUCUAAGAACCUUCAUGAAGAAGACUUCAGUUGUAUUCAUAGCUGUGCCUCCUGACUGCUUGCUAGGUGCCAAAUGCUGGUCCAGGAGCUUUAUAUAUGUAUUGACUCAUGGGAGUUAUGCAUCUAGGAAUUUACAGAAAUAGAACCUGAAUGAUAAUUACAGCUGCCAUUUCCCAGCACUUACAGAGCGCUGCAUUUUAUUUGCAUGAGAUCAUCAGGGCCUUAGAAUAACUCUGUAAGGUAGGGACUGCGAUCCAGUAAUUCAUUUAAGAAAUAUCUUGAGUAUCUGCUGUGUGCUAAGCAUUGGGAAUGAAAUAAAAUCCUUGGCCUCAUGGGGCCACUGGUGGGGACAAACACAGAAAAUAAAGUAUGAAGUAGCAUAUGCUGGAUGGUGGUAAAUACUGUGGAGAAAAAUAAAGCAGAGAGGGGUGAACAGUUCAGGAAAGGGUUGCCACUGUAAGUAGGGCAGCCCUCCCUGAGGAGGUGACAGAGACCUAAGCAGACACCUAAAGGAAGGAGGGACCAGGGGGCCAAGCACAUGGGUGGGAGGAGGAAGGGGUCCAUGGUGUGUCAGGGAAGCCGGAGUGGCCAGAGCAGGUGAGGGAGGGGUGAAGACAGGAGCAAAAGGCCAGCUCAUUACAGCCGUGUUGGAAACUGGCUCUUGUGCUGAGAUGGGAAGUACUAAUUCACAGAAGUUUGGCACUGAAGCUCCUUUGAAAAUAGAAUCCUAAUUGUAAUGAUAGCUACCAUUUACUGAGCAUUUACUGUGUGCCAAGCCCUGUUCUAAGGCGCUUUACAUGUGUUAACUCAUAGAAGCUUGGCAACUAAGAACCUUCAAGAAUAGAACCUGAAUUACCGUAAUGGCCAUCAUUAAGUCAGCGCUCACAGAGGACCAGGCCCUGGGCUAAGCGCUUUAUAUGGACAAUCACAUCGGAUCCUUAUGAGAUGGCUGGAUACCAUGUCAACGUUCUUUCUGAGGUUUGAGGACUCUACCCAGGAAUUGAGCAAGGACCCGGUCACAUGGCCACACUGAGCCGCAAGAAGAUCUGGGAAGUACAGUCUUUGUAGCCACAUAUGCCUAACUACAAAUUGGGAGACAGCUAUCGGUGUCUACUACAGCUCAUCGAUUGGCUUUAAAAACAUCCCUUGAUUCAAACACAGUCUAUGAUUAUUAUAUUCAUGGCAUCAACCAUUGUUAUCUAGGGGCUGGGCAGGUAAUGCAAGGAAGUAAAGCUGGGCUUUUCAAGAGCUGAAAAUAGGAUCUCAACGGGAAAUCUCCCAGUGUUGGCCAAAUACAAAAGGAAACAGAAGGUAUCUCAGUGUGAUUCCAAAGCAGUUUCCCUAUAGGGCUGGGCUAACUCUGCCCUGAACUCCCCCCUCCCUGUGUCCUUCUUAAGUUCAGGAAUUCUCAUUGAAAAGCCAGAACUCCUUGUUUAGACAUUUUAAUAUAAACCUUCUCUGUUUACAGAUACUAUUUCUGUUACCAUGCUAUCUCAGCUACACAUAUAAAAAAUACUCCAUGACCAGAAUGGUACAUAAAAUUAUGCAAAUAGGCAAUAAAUUAUCUGGGGGUGGGGGAGCUGAGGCCAUCCAACAGCCACGGCCUCUUCUUAAGUGGGAAAGGCUGGCAGAGUGUGGGAGGAGACGAGGACUGGAAUCGCAAACCCCACAUGACUCAGAGUACAGCUCCCAACUUUGCUGCCCCUUCCGCAAAGACCCAAGUUGCUCCAUGUCUGGGACCCACCCAGUGGCAUUACAAGCUGGCAGUACUACCUUCCCUGCCCCCAUUCAGGCACAAAUCCAGGGAAAUUUGCUUCUACAGUCCAUGGCAUCCAUCUGGGGAGAAUUAAAGGUGAUGACACAGUC